Messenger RNA from Leptopilina heterotoma, 2887 nucleotides. Its product is annotated as putative ankyrin repeat protein RF_0381. The transcript has 3 exons. NCBI's taxonomy places the organism in Eukaryota, Metazoa, Arthropoda, Insecta, Hymenoptera, Figitidae. The record is from RefSeq and is a predicted model, not a curated record. The coding region runs from base 243 to 2573 and encodes 776 amino acids. Gene Ontology annotation, molecular function: protein binding.
AACUGCCAACUGCCUCUUGGUUUACAAGUCAAAAAGACUAGAGUUACAAAUCAAAUUCUAUAAAUUUUAAUAUUAGAUACUUAUAUAAAAUAAAUACAAGUUAAAAAGUCUUAGUUUCUGUAAUCGAAACAUUGUGAAAUGCCAUCAUUAGUUUAAUGUUUCGUCACGGAAAAUCGUCGAGUUUAUAAAAGCUAAGAUAAAAGCGAUGUUUUGAGAUUGCAUGAAUUCUGAUAAUCGUUGCCAUGGAAAGUUUGAAUGAUUAUGCCGACACUUCUGAUUACAAUGAAUUGUUUCUCGCAGUCCACAAUGGAGACUUAAACCUAGUACAUUCUUUGCUCGAGAAAUAUUCUUCGACGAAAACGAUACGUGGCAGAACAUUGCUGCAUGUAGCGACUGCAAGAGGACAUACGGAAAUAGCAAAAUUGUUUACCACCAAGCGAGACGGAGAUGGCAAUACACCGCUGCAUUUGGCGAUAAAGGAAAACCAGCCUGAGUUAUUUAGCCUUCAUUUAGAAGAUAGUAAUCUAAGCGCAAAAAAUCUCAAGGAUGAAGGGCCACUUCACUAUGCAGCUUUGUAUAAUCGCUCUGAAUUUGCAAAAAAACUUAUAGAUAAUGGCGCCAAUAUUGAGGAAAAAGAUAGAGAGGGUAAAACACCUCUUUAUGCUGCAUUGUCAAAAGGAAACGUUCAGGUAGCAGUGGUUCUUUUUAAAAAUGGUGCUAUUUUGAGUGACAACGAUUUAGAAAAUAUUAAACUCCUACCUCACGCAGUGUCCAAUGGGAAUUUGGAAAUGGUAAAGUUGCUCAUGCUGAACGGCUGUAAUGAAGUCGACUUAUCAACUAAAUAUGGUUCUUCUCUUGAACAUGCAGUAUCAUCUGGUCGUUUGGACAUUCUUGAAUAUCUCAUGAAGAAUGGAGUAAUAAAAAACAUCGCAACAGUUAAUGAAGAUAGAUUAGGCUUAUUUAGAUCACUUAUUUUCGACGGCAGUUUGGAUACUUUAAAAUUUUUAGUAGACAUUGGUAUUAAAGUAAAAAAUAAUUUAGAUGACGUAUUUAAUAGUACUUUUAAUUUGUGUCGUCAUGACAUGUGGAAAUAUUUAGUAACAAGGUUGUCGAAAAUUAGUGCAGAAACGUAUUUUAAGGAGAAGCAGCUUCAUUUUUCUAUUCGAAUGGGCCAAGUGGAAACUGUUAAAGCAAUUGUAAAUGAACUAUCAAAUGAAUGUGAAUCAGAAACCUUGGCUAGAAAAUUAGCCGUUUAUAUUGCUGUUGAAAGUGGCAGUGAAGAAAUAUUAAAAAUUCUUUUAAACGCUGGUUAUCCUGUUGACAGUCUGUUUAAGUUUAUAAGCCCUUUGCACGUUGCUGUUACUUUUGAGCAGCCGAGAUUAGUGAAACUGCUUUUGAAAGCUGGAGCUGAUGUUAAUUUACAAACUGAAGAUUGUGGUCGUACACCGUUACAUUUCGCAGCAACUGCAGCGCAGCCAGCUAUAGUUAAGCUUCUUCUAAAAAAUGGUGCUGAUCCUUUUAUAACUUCUAAAUUCAGUGAAUCUCCGUUGAAAGCAGCUAUAGACAUUCAUUCAGGUCUAUUUCAUUCCAUACCUGUUACUCCUUUAGUGUUUGUGGGAUUGGUGAAAGUGACAGAGAUGUUAAUUCAGUAUUCGAAUAGUAAAACUAAUGAGGAUUUAUUGGAAUAUGCAGUUGAAAUAAGAGUUUCAAGUAUCAAUGAUUCAAAGCCAAAGUCAAAGAGACAAAUAUCGUCUGCAGGUGAUUCUGUAUUUCGUCCUGAAAUCGUCAGAUGCAUAUGUAAUUAUCUAAGUGAAGAGGAAGUUAAAUUUUAUUUUGAGACAGUUGUACCUAAAGAUACAUCUUUUCAUCCACCAGAAUUGUUACAACUUUUGAUGGAAUACGAUUCGAAAUCAUGUUUUGAUAUUGAAAUAAACCCUUGGAAUAAAAAUAACAAGUGCCAAUUGCUCUUAAUUGGUUACUCGAAGAACGUUGAUAAUCUUUUAGAUACAAUUAUGGAAGUUAUUGAUUCUUACGAUGAAGAUAACGACAAUGACGUAGAGAAGAAGAUUAAAAUAGAUUUAUUAAAAUUAUUAAUAUGUCGUUUAGUAUUGUUGAACACAGACUGUCAUCUAUAUCGGUUUGCAGUAUGUGAAUUAAUUCUUCUUAUUGUUGAUUGGGAAGAUAAUUGUAUACAGGAAAAAAUUGUCAUGCAAAAGACGAAUGUUAAUGAAAAUUUAAAUUUUACUUUCUAUGAUGUAUUAACGAAAUCAAUUGAUAAAGUUACAAUGUACGCAAAUAACGAAGAUUUUCUCCAUGCAAUGAAAACUUCAGAAAUAAAAUUUUCUGCAUAUGCUGAUUUUUUGAAGACAAAUGUCGAAAUAGCAGAAAGAAGAAGAAAUUUCAUCAAUAAAAGCACGACAUUAAUGUAUCGUCUGGUUGAAAAAUUUUACAAUAUCCGAAUUUCUAAUUUUGAUAUUUGUCAUAUUUUCCAGUAUCUCUCUAUUGUAGAUUUGAGAAGAUUUUCAGCUGCUUGUUAUUCAUCUUCUUUCGACAAUAAAGAAAUAGUAAUUUAAGGAUUUUAUUUCCAUGAAUGUGUUGAAAAAUAGUUUAAACUUUAAUAAUAAUUCAUCAUUAUUAUUAAAUAACACCGAGUGAUAAAUUCGAAUUAAUAUUUAAUAAUAAUUAUUAACAUUAACAUUUGAAGAGUUUAAAUUUAUAUUAACUAUAAGCUUUGAGCAUUAAGUCAGUGUUUUGUACGUCGGCAUAUUAACAAAUUAAACGUUUAUUAAAUGUUUUUAAAUAUACUUUAAGUGAUGUGACAAUACGCUUUUAUUCAGUCAUGUAAAGUUAGCACUACUUUUUCAAAAAAUAAAAAAAAAUCACAUGA